This is a messenger RNA of Trifolium pratense (red clover), 1218 nucleotides long. RefSeq names its product F-box/kelch-repeat protein At3g23880-like. The transcript has a single exon. NCBI's taxonomy places the organism in Eukaryota, Viridiplantae, Streptophyta, Magnoliopsida, Fabales, Fabaceae. The coding region runs from base 1 to 1218 and encodes 405 amino acids. Gene Ontology annotation, molecular function: protein binding. The record is from RefSeq and is a predicted model, not a curated record.
AUGCCGCGAAGGCGAAAACAAAGAAGACCACCAGUUCCCUCUCGGUCAUUCGCAGAAGAAUGGGAACCUAUAAUCACUACUAAGAAGCGGCGGCGGAGACGGCGAUUGACUACUACCACAGAAACCCUAACAUCACCACCACUGCCCACUCUUUCCUCUGAUAUAGUUGCGGAGAUUUUGUGUAGACUUCCCGUCCAACACCUCUUAAAACUCCGAUGUAUCUGUAAGUCAUGGAAAGCUCUCAUCUCUGAUAACAAAUUCAUCGAGAAACAUCUUAUCAUGUCAAAGGCUUCCCGAGACCGCCACCAUCUCACUAUUUACCCUAGGAUCGACUCACAUGAUCUGGAACUUUGGGAUUCCAUAAUUCCCACUGUUUUCAGCAGCACCAUGUCAUCCUCUACGGUUAAGCAGACCAGACUAUGGUGCCCUAAUGUUUUCAACAAUUUUGUAUAUCUUUGCUCUUGCGACGGUAUCCUUUGUUUCACUAUUAUGUAUCGUUCAGUUCUUUUGUGGAACCCUUCCAUUAGAAGAUUCUAUAUAUAUCCACCUUUGCCAAUUAAAGAUGAACGACGCGAAUCUGAAUAUAGUUUUGGAUAUCAUCAUUUCACUCAGAGUUAUAAGAUUGUUGCUGUUACUAACUUUCGUGCAAAAAGAAAAAAUGAAGUUAGGGUUUAUACUUUGGGUAUGGAUUCUUGGAGGAGGAUCAAAGACUUGCCAUAUUCUGACUUCAUUAUUAGACCAGGAGUAUUUGUGAGUGGUACCAUUACUUGGUUGGUAUAUGAUGCCACUAUUACUUCUAAACAUUUCAUUAUUUCGCUUGAUUUUGAGAACGAGUCCUAUCAAAAGCUUUUGCUGCCAAAUGUGGAGACGGAUACUUGUAUGUUGGGGGUUUUGAGAGAUUUCUUGUGCAUAUCUGCGAGUACCGAUAUGUUUGUGGAUGUUUGGAUUAUGAAGGAAUUUGGAAAUAAAGAGUCGUGGACUAAAUUGUAUCAGGUUCCUUAUUGCACAGGAGUUCGGGGUCUCUAUCCCCGCCACAAGGCUUUAUAUAUUUCGAAUGAUGACCAAUUGUUAAUGAUUUUUCGAGAUUCGAGGCAAUUGAAGUUGGGUGUCUAUGAUUUCAAAAGUGGUACUUUUAAUAUGUCCAAGAUUGAAAGCUUUAAUAGUGAUUACAUGGAUCCAGAAGUCUAUGUUGAGAGUUUGAUAUCACCUUGUUCUUAG